Messenger RNA from Phycodurus eques (leafy seadragon), 2261 nucleotides. It is a transcript of the gene bop1, whose product is annotated as BOP1 ribosomal biogenesis factor. Gene Ontology annotation, molecular function: ribonucleoprotein complex binding; protein binding. Bases 27 to 2213 code for a protein of 728 amino acids. Gene Ontology annotation, cellular component: PeBoW complex; preribosome, large subunit precursor. Lineage: Eukaryota; Metazoa; Chordata; Actinopteri; Syngnathiformes; Syngnathidae. The transcript has 16 exons. The record is from RefSeq and is a predicted model, not a curated record. Gene Ontology annotation, biological process: maturation of LSU-rRNA from tricistronic rRNA transcript (SSU-rRNA, 5.8S rRNA, LSU-rRNA); ribosome biogenesis.
CGUAGCUCUCGUUCACGUGCUGUGAGAUGGCGGACACUUGGAGUGAAAACGUGGACGAGAACAACACUGAACUUCCUGAAAUGACCCAAAAGAAAAAGAAGGAAAAAACGAAUUGGGACGCUGAGGACGAGGAGCACGACGAGGUCUUCAGUACCAAAGUGUCUGACAAAGAGGAAGAUGACGAGUCAGAAAGUGACGAGAGCGUUUUUUCUGGACUCGAGGAUUCAGGGAGUGACAGUGAGGAUGAGGAUGGAUCACAUAAGGAUGAAGAUAAUGACGCGAGGCAGACCAAUGUGUUGAACGAUGGAGAUGGCGAAACGAAAGAGGAGUACAACCAUGACUCAUCGGACGAAGAAGACAUCAGGAACACGGUGGGGAACAUUCCCAUGGAGUGGUACAAAGACUUCCCUCACAUUGGCUACAAUUUGGACGGAAAGAAGAUCUACAAGCCAAUCAGAAACAAGGACGAGCUGGACCAGUUCUUGGAUAAAAUGGAGAACCCUGACUACUGGAGAACGGUCCACGACAAGCAGACGGGAAGCGAGGUGGUCCUCUCGGACGAGCAGGUGGCGCUGGUCAAGCGCCUGCAGAGAGGACAGUUCGGAGACAUCAACUUUGACGAGUUCCAGCCCUCGGUGGAUUUCUUCACGAAUGACGUGAUGCUUCAUCCGGUCACCAACCGACCAGCUGACAAGCGCAGCUUCAUCCCGUCACUCAUAGAGAAGGAGAAGGUCUCCAAGCUGGUCCAUGCCAUAAAGAUGGGCUGGAUCAAGCCUCGCAGAGUACAAGACGAUAGUAGGGGGCGCUACUAUGACCUUUGGGGCAACGAGGACUCUUCUCUUGUGGCCAAACACAGGAUGCAUCUGCCUGCCCCCAAGAUCCCGCUCCCCGGCCACCAGGAGUCCUACAACCCUCCACCAGAGUACCUGUUCACGGAAGAGGAGCGAGCUCUGUGGGAGCAGCAGGACCCUUCGGACAGGAAGUUGCCCUUCGUUCCUGUGAAGUUCUCCAGCCUCCGGCAGGUUCCGGCCUUUCCUCGUUUUAUCCAUGAGAGAUUUGAGCGCUGCCUGGACCUUUACCUGUGCCCCCGCCAGAGGAAGAUGAGGGUCAACGUCAAUCCCGAAGAUCUCAUUCCAAAGCUUCCUAAACCUAAAGACCUGCAGCCCUUCCCCACCACACAGUCUCUGGUUUAUCGUGGUCACAGCGGUCUGGUUCGCUCCAUCAGUGUUUCUCCAUCAGGACAGUGGCUUGCGUCAGGAAGUGACGAUGGCUCUGUCAGGUUCUGGGAGGUCAGUUCUUCACGCUGUGUCAAGGUGGUCCAAGUGGGCGGAGCUGUGAAGAGCGUGUGUUGGAACCCUAACGCAUGCGUGUGUCUCCUGGCUGUCGCCCUGGACUCGCUGGUGUUGAUCGUGUCACCAUCGCUGGCAGAGCGACAGGUUGUCUCGUCCUCGGAACGUCUGCUGGCCGCUUAUCAAGAGGCGGAGCCUGUGGAGUCCGUGGGGCCCGUUAGCUGGAGCGACGCGGAAGGCGAGGAGCAUCACCAGGGCUUACGCCUGAAAAUACGACAUCCCAAAGCCGUCAAGCAGGUGGCGUGGCACGCCAAAGGCGACUACCUGGCCUCGGUGAUGCCGGACCACUCCAGUCAUCAGCAGGUGUUCAUCCACCAGCUCAGUACGAGACGGAGCCAGAACCCCUUCAGGCGGAACAAAGGCCUGGUCCAGAGUGUCUCCUUCCACCCCGUCCGGCCGUACUUCUUCGUGGCUACGCAGCGCUUCAUCCGGAUUUACAAUCUGGUCAAGCAGGAGAUGACCAAGAAACUCCAGGCCAACUCCAAGUGGAUUUCCAGCAUGGCCGUCCACCCCGGAGGUGAUCAUGUGAUCUGCGCAAGUUACGACUGCCGACUCAGCUGGUUCGACCUGGACCUCUCCACCAAGCCGUACAAGAUGCUACGGCACCACAAGAAAGCUGUGAGGGGCGUGGCCUAUCACAGACUUUACCCGCUUUUUGCCUCAGCAUCUGAUGACGGAUCUGUCAUAGUCUGCCACGGGACAGUUUACAAUGACCUGCUGCAGAACCCGCUCAUUGUUCCAGUGAAGGUUCUAAAAGGCCACACAGUCACUCAUGAACUUGGCGUCCUGGAUGUGACCUUUCACCCCACACAGCCUUGGGUCUUUUCGUCCGGUGCCGAUGCCACCAUCCGCCUCUUCACCUAGUGGCCCGCCUACCUGUCAAUCAUUGAUCGGGGUGCAAUAUUGCUUUUC